UUACAGCGAGAGAAAGUCACUCCGCUCCGCUCCCUUCCUCUUCUUCCUCCUCCUCCUCCUCCUCCCGGGGGUUUAUUUCAGCGAAUGUCGCGUGCGAGGACGGAGGGACAUGUCUCGGCUCAGUCCGACGUGACAUCGCGACCAUGAGAGCGGCUACAUGUGUCGAGCAGAGCUGCGCGGCGCCCGGCGUGUGGACCACCGACUGACGGCCGCCGUGAACUGGACGAGCAACUCGCCGCGGUCCGAAGACCCCAAAGAGAAGAAAAAAGGACAGUUUGACGAGUUGGGCUUUUUAGUCGAACAUUUAUAUUAUUUAUUGUGAGGAAGCUGCUAGCCGGACGGGCAGAGAUGGAUCGAGGCGGCUGCCAGAUGAAUGGCGGCGGCGGCGGCGGCGGCGGAGGAGACGAACCCGAGCAGAGCGGGAUGAUCACCCUGGAGGACCUGGAGUCUUUCUCCGAGGACCAGAUGUCGGACUCCGGCAACAGCCUCGACGAAGACGCGAAAAGCAUGGAGGAGGACCGGCUGCUGCACUACUGGCAGGACGUGGCGAGAGGACACCAGGUGGAGGUGUCUCAAGAAAUGGCGGAGCCCAUCCAACAGCUAACCAGCAACAACCAAGGACGCAGUAACAGAGAGCUCGUCCCGUUCACGCUCCUCGCACGCAAAGAGAAGUGUGGCGAGCUGCUGUGGGAGAAACGCCAUUAUGAGAAGGGCCACUGGGCUUGUGUAACUAUGCGUGAGGACACUUACGAGAAGAGUAUCUGCUAUGGUUUCAUGAAGCUAAUGAGAUAUAUCUGCGAGCAGAACUCCUUGGGUAACUACCUGGGCAUGACGCUGCCCAUCGUCACCGUGGUGCGCACGGACGAGAACCAUUCUGUGAUCUCCAACGACGUCAUCGUGGCGUACUUCCUUCCCGUCGAGCACCAGGCUCAGCCCCCACAACCCAACGACAAUGAGAUCGCCAUAGAGAUCUGGCCCGCCAAUACGGUCUACACAAGGCCCUUCACCGGUCCCACCAACGAAGUGACCAUCGUUAACCAAAUCAACGCCAUGGCCGAGCAGCUCGACUCCCCCGGCGCCAACAACUCGUUCAUCGUGGCCGGCUACACCAACCCAGCUCACGUCAACCGGCAGAAUGAGAUCUGGUUCCUCGAGCGGCCCUGAGGCCCGAGAAGGCCGCGCAUCAUCAUCUCAAGCCUCACCAAGACUCCCGCAACACCGCCGCAGCUCAGACGCAUUCUCAGGUGCAACCUGAUCUAUGUACACCUCCUCUACCUAAAAACACCACCAGACACCCCCACCCACCCGCCCCCCAGCACACUCCGGAACUGUCGGGGCCAGAAAUACACUCGCCCCCGACUCCGCCCUCAGUGAACCUUCAUUCUCGUUCGCUUAGUCGGAACCUUGUUUCACCCAAAAGAACCAAACCAAAACACUGCUGUACCCCCCACCCCCCACCUGCUGUUAAAGACACAAUGAGUAGGAUUUGCCGGGUAGAGUUAGUGAACACAACGUUCAGAGUGCGCCCCCUCUCCUCCUCAGCUCAUCAGGGGUGAAAGCAGAGCCCGGUUCCACUCUCGUUUUGGACCGAGCAUUCGCCACUUUUCAUCUUGCUAUAUUUGCGUCAGUGGGGGGGUGGGGGGGACACCGCCACGCACUUCUAGAGGCUCACAAAUGAUUAAAGAUAGGAAAUAUUUUUAAUAAUAAGUCUUUUUUUAAAUCCUACUCGUUGUGCCUUUGUGGUGAAACAUGGUAUUGAACUCCUGCUCUUACAUUGAGAUGCCGAAAAAAGAAAAAAAAGAACCUUUCCCAAAACGCAGUGCUCUCUAGUUAAAAGUUAAAAUAGUUUUACCACUGAUCGCUGUGAGGAGAAUGCAGCCGCCUUAUCGUGCCCCCCUUUCCGUUUGUUGCACUGCUACUCCGUCUCGUCAUGUGGGGUAAAGGUCAAGGCACAAGUCAACAGUUUUUUCAAUUCUCCAGCUCGCUGUGGUGAUUCCAGCUCAGUGUUUUUCUUAAUCUGUGGACUAAAUGUUUGACUACACGGUACAGCGUGGUUCCGGUUGCACUGCAAAAACAGUCAUGUUUUACUAGCAAGUGCAAUAUUCAGUGUCAGAAUCGCUGGGCCACGAACCCAAACCGCAAUCCCCAGGUUGGUUCAGCUGGGCCCGGGAAGGGGGGGAGCCACGGCAAGCAACAACCAAUACACAACAUCCAGGCCCGAACAAGUGGCUUCAACAGUCGAUAAGCUCAAUGUAACAAGCAAACACUCAUUUGAAAAAAAAAAAAAAAAACAGACCCAUAUGAACAUAGAAAUGCUCACGUGUUUUUCCAUGAAUGUAAAGCUGCAGGGAGGAAAACACAAAAAAAGGACACAAACAAACUACAAACCAAACGCUGAAAAAACGCUAUUACAGCUGAAUGACAAUCAAACGGUUACUACACGUGUAAUUUACGCCUCAGAAAAAGUGAAUGCAUUCCUCAGUGCAAAUCUACUCACACAUAGGAAGGAAAUAUCGACGUAUGUACCUCUUUCUCAUGCCAUGUCUGCUUGCUACCCUGUGUAAGUGUUUGUGAUUAAGCCUCACACGCGCUCUCUCCGCACCACUUGGUAGCGGCCAACGCGUCGUCGGCCAGGAGUUUGCCUUCGUUCGGCUUUCUUUGUAUUCCUAUAAAGACGAAUGAUAAAAAAAGAAAAUAAAGUAGAUCAGGAGAUCUCCUCGAGAAAAUUAAUUUUUCUCGGGUAGAGAAAACUACUGGAUUUUGGAAGGAAGGUGCGGCGCGCUCAGGUAGCGCGGAGCGGUGACCUUGUGCGGACACGUUUACCCCUCGGGGGGGGAAAGAGAACGGAAUUGGCCUUUUAUUAAUUCACAGUUGAAUUGCAAACACCGAUGCUGCAAACAAGAAAAGAGAGCGCAGAGAAUAUCGUUCCUGUGAUUGUGAUCUUUUUGUUAAAUGUAAGCUAAACUCAAACUGUUUUUAAUGGACCUGAUCUAAGGAGAGUCAGAAUUAAAGAUAUAUGUUUAUCUUCACUAUAUUUUUCUUUAAAACAAUACUAAUAUAAAACUAAAUGAUACACAUUAAACCAGCUACAUCUAGAGUUCACUUUGAUGGGGGAUGUCGAUGCUUUGGAAAUUGUCACUGUGUGAUUUAACAGAGGCAUCCUUCAAAAUGCUCUGGCAUUCUGUUAGUGAAAUCUUAAAUGGGUUUAGAAUUGUAAAGAAAUGGGUGAGGAGCUUGGUUUCAUCUUACUGAAUCUGAAAUUAAAUUGUUAAACAUAGACAUUAUCAGUAAAUAAAUUAAUGUUGGGUUGGAAAGUCCGCCCAGUGUUAAAGUCAAGACAUUAAAAUCCAAAGAAUUUAUUUUGCAUUAUAUGAUUGUAUAGUUGAUAAGAUACUCUGACAACUGUAGUAUAAAGUAAACACUUGCAAAGCCAUGAUGUGCGUGGGUUGGUUUUCCCUUUUGGUUAUAUGGGAACAUCAAAAGUGAGUUUUUUUCCUUUCUUUUUGCUUAUUGUUUUAGUGUUUUGCGAAAGUGUUCUGUGAAAAUUCAAGUGCAGCAGCAAGAGCUAUUGUGGUUUUUCUCUGUUCAAUAAAAACCUGCUUGUCUCCCGUCUUUUGACGUGUA
Molecule: messenger RNA, 3624 nt
Organism: Gasterosteus aculeatus aculeatus (three-spined stickleback)
Lineage: Eukaryota; Metazoa; Chordata; Actinopteri; Perciformes; Gasterosteidae
Gene: soul3
Product: heme-binding protein soul3
Molecular function (GO): heme binding
Source: RefSeq, a predicted model, not a curated record